UGUCAUCAUGUGGACGACUCUCAUGAAGUUAGACCUGGCCUCUGUAGGUCUGGCUCUGUUUCUUGGCUUGAUCUUUCUGGUUUUGUUCGAGAUCUUCAGGAUUAAUUCCUACAGAAGUCAAACUCCUCCUGGUCCCAAACCUCUGCCUUUUGUGGGUACCAUACCACAAUUUUUGAAGAACCCAAUGGAGUUCCUGAGAUCAAUGCCUCAGUAUGGAGAGAUGACCACUUUGUAUCUCGGGAGGAAGCCAGCGAUACUCCUCAACACAAUCCAGGUCACGAAGGAAGCCCUGGUCCAAAAUGGUUCAUCUUUUUCAGGAAGGCCGCCUGUACCACUUCUAAACUGGGUUACUAAUGGAUAUGGUAUAAUAAUGGUCACGUUUGGUCACGCCUGGAGGCAGCAGAGACGGUUUGCUCUGCACACGCUCAGGAACUUUGGCCUUGGAAAGAAGUCUGUGGAGGAACGCGUGACAGAGGAAAGCAGUUACCUGCUUUCUGAAAUGCUCAAAUCAGAAGGCAAGCCUUUUGACCCCCAACAUGCAAUAUACAAUGCUGUUUCCAACAUUAUCUGUUCCAUCGUGUUUGGGGAUCGGUUCGACUAUGAUAACAAGCGCUUUGCAUACCUUUUGGAAAUCCUGAAGGAGAACGUCAAUCGUACAGGGUCACUUGUUGGGCAGGUGUUUAACUUGCUUCCCAUCAUCAAAUAUUUCCCAGGGCCACACCAAAAAAUCUAUCAGAAUGGCGAAGAGUUGAAGGCUUUCUUCAGGGAAGCAGUCAAAGCACACCGAGAAACUCUGGAUCCAGACAGUCCUCAAGACUACAUUGAUGCCUACCUGCUGGAGAUUGAGAAACAAAAGUCCAAUGGGGACUCCACGUUUCAUGAAGAGAACAUGGUUAUGUCAGUAGCUGAUUUGUUCCUGGCUGGAACCGACACCACAUCGACCACCAUCAGAUGGGGGCUCAUCUACUUGACACAAAACCCAGAUGUACAAGAGCGAUGUCAUGAGGAGAUUGUUCGGGUACUGGGUUACGAUCGCAUGCCCAGCAUGGAUGACCGUGACAAACUACCGUACACCAACGCCACUGUUCAUGAGUUUCAGCGCUUUGGCAACAUUGUACCCACUAACCUGAUGCAUGAAACAACUCAGCCCACAAAACUACGAGGAUACGACAUUCCCAAGGGCACCGAGAUACUGACCAACUUAACAGCAAUUUUAACUGAUAAGGAGCACUGGAAGUUUCCAGACACUUUUAACCCAGAGAAUUUCUUAGACGAUAACGGACAUUUCUUCAAACCAGAGUCUUUCCUCCCUUUCUCCUUGGGUCCGAGGGUGUGUCUCGGUGAGACCCUGGCGAAGAUGGAGCUCUUCCUCUUCAUCACUUCUCUCUUGCAGCGGAUUCGUUUCUCCUGGCCUCCUGGUGUGCAGAAGCCAGACAUGAAUGGGAUUGUCAGUUUGGUCCGCUCUCCUGAACCAUACGACAUCAUCUGCCACAGCAGAGGCUAAUAAAAUUGAUUGUCAGUAACCUUUCUGACAUUAAAGGAAUAGUUCACCCAAAAAUGAAAAUUAUCCCAUGAUUUACUCACCCUCAAGCC
Megalobrama amblycephala (Wuchang bream) is the source of this 1593-nucleotide messenger RNA. Its product is annotated as cytochrome P450 2J5-like. Gene Ontology annotation, biological process: xenobiotic metabolic process. Gene Ontology annotation, cellular component: cytoplasm; intracellular membrane-bounded organelle. Gene Ontology annotation, molecular function: heme binding; oxidoreductase activity, acting on paired donors, with incorporation or reduction of molecular oxygen, reduced flavin or flavoprotein as one donor, and incorporation of one atom of oxygen; iron ion binding. The coding region runs from base 8 to 1504 and encodes 498 amino acids. The record is from RefSeq and is a predicted model, not a curated record. The transcript is spliced from 9 exons. Lineage: Eukaryota; Metazoa; Chordata; Actinopteri; Cypriniformes; Xenocyprididae.